GCAAUUUGCAAGAUUGGAUGCCAUGUGUGUUGUCUAAAUGUCAGCUGCUUUGAUAGUGUGCAUUUUAUUGUUAGUGCACAAUGUAUUUGGAGAACAAUAUUGUUAUAAAGCUUUUAAAUUUCAAGCAACCUUGAUAGAAUAUUUUAUACAAUAACCUAUUCUCAGAAAUUUUAAGCAGAAAUGGCAAACUUAGGAAACCGUAUUGUUGUUUUAAUUGAUAUGGACUGCUUUUUCUGUCAAGUUGAGACACGAUUGAAACCUGAACAUGCAGGAAAACCCUUGGCAGUAGUGCAAUACAAUCAAUGGAAAUUAGGAGGUAUAAUUGCCGUAAACUAUGAAGCAAGAGAUUUUGGAGUUACUCGACAUAUGCGUGGUGAAGAAGCAAAGGAAAAAUGUCCAGAUAUUGUAUUAGCAAUUGUUCCCUCUCAGAGAGGGAAAGCAGAUACCUCUCGUUACAGAAGUGCUGGACGUGAAGUAAUUGAUGUUUUGAAGAAAUAUUGUAAUAUAGUGGAAAGAGCUAGUGUUGAUGAGGCUUAUUUAGAUAUUACUCAAAUAGUUGAUGAUAAACUUUCAAAAGAAAUAAUUGAUUCUGAUUCUAUUUCAAAGCAACUAGAGAAUAGUUAUAUUGUAGGGUUUUCAGAAAGUGAUAUAAAUAAUGAAGAACAAAGAAGUAAGGGUCUUCAAGAUUGGCUUUCGGAAUUAGCAGAUGACAUUCAAAUUCAGCGCUUGGCUAUUGCUGGUGCAUUUGUUGAACAUAUAAGAAAAGAGGUUUAUGACACUACCGGUUUUAGGUGUUCAGCAGGAAUCUCAUUCAAUAAGAUUUUAGCUAAAUUAGCAUGUGGUCUACAUAAACCAAAUCGUCAAACUAUUCUACCAGCAUCUGCUGUUCCUGAGUUAUAUGGAUCAUUGCCAGUCAAAAAAGUUAGGAAUCUUGGAGGAAAAUUAGGAGAUAUGGUUAUAGAUUCUUUAAAAUGCAAUGUCAUGGCAGAUCUUUUACCUUAUUCUCUGCAAUAUCUUCAAAACCGUUUUGAUGAAAAAACUGGAAUGUGGUUAUACAAUAUCGCCCGCGGUAUUGAUAGCGAACCAGUCACUCCAAGACUGGUUUCAAAGUCAAUAGGAGCAUGCAAGAGAUUCCCAGGAAAACAAGCUAUAGUAGAACUGGAUGUGCUUAAACACUGGAUAGGAGAAUUGUCGGCGGAAGUGUGUGAAAGACUUGAGCAAGAUCUAGAAGAAAAUGAACGUAAAGCAUCGCAGCUCAUAGUAAGUUUUCAGUAUUGUCAAGAUAAAAAGUUAGUCUCACAGUCUCGAACCGUUGCCUUAACGUCUUACAAACAGGAGAAAGUCGCGGAACAAUCCCUUAAUAUUGUUGUUAAAGCCACGCAGCAAUUACUCAUAUCAUUUUUAGGAUUAUCUGCUGGCAAAUUUAUCAAAGCAAAAGGAAGCGAAAAUUUUAUGAAUUUCUUCAAAUCCGGUACAAGUGACAAAGUUAGUACAGUGACAAAUAGUAACGUUGAAAAUAAUAUCGUCAAAAUUGAUGAGGUGAAUGAUGACGUUCAAAUGAGCGAAGCAAUGGACGGAAAUCGCAUAGUUGAACAAGUAGAAGUAUUUAAAGCAAACCUCAAACCUAGUACUAGCUCUAAAGUUAGUAGAAGGUCGUCUCCUUGUAGUAAAAUUCAAAAAACCUUGAAAACUGAUAAUUUUAAAAAGUCUUUUUUUAUGAACAUUUUAAAAGAUAAGCAACCAAAAAAUGAAAAUUUAGAACCAGAAAUAAAAUUGGAUAAUCAUUCUGAUGAAAUAGACUGUGAUAAUGAAAUUGAAUCUCAUGAAAACUCGAAUCCUGAAGAGCUUGGCAAUAAUACUGAUGAGACUGAAAAUGUAGCAAGUUCGUCAAAGAUAAUGUCUCACCCACAAAGUCAUUCAACGAUUACUAAUACAGCAAGUGUAGGAUUACAAGAAAUAUUUCCAGAUUUGAAUGAUAUAGAUCCGAAUAUUGUUAGAUUACUGCCACCUCAUUUACAAGAGGAAGCGAGGAAGUUUUUGAAAAAAAAUGAGUCGCGUAAUAAAACAAGUGAUACAAACAAAUUAAAAAACAAUGAGACAAAUAAAUCCACAAAAAAUAAAGUAUCUAAAAUAAAAAGUACUAACGAGAAACCAAGAAUUCAAAACUUUUUCAUAAAAACAGAUGUAAACAGCGAUUCAACGUUUAAUAAUUUUAAAAAAUGCACACAGUGCGGUCAAUCGAUUUUAGUAGAAAAAUUUGAUGAGCACAACGAUUAUCACGUGGCUCAAAAUUUGCAAAAAGAAAUGAACCGUAUGACGAAUAACAACGAUGUGCGUAGUAGAAAAAAUGUUUUAGAAAGUCCAAACCAUCUAAAACGGCAUAGUGAUGAGAUUGUUAGUAAAAUUCCAAAAAAGCCUAUAUUAUCAUUUUUUCAACAAUAGUUGUUUAAUUAUUUUAAUUGCAAAUGAAUUGUACAUAUAUCAUUCAAAGCAACUGUUGACAGUCUUGCAUCUGUUAUAAACAUACAAACUACACACUCAUUUUUAGUUCUUAUAUAAGUAUUUUUAUACAGAUUUUUAUAUUUAUUGUGUAAUCAUAUAAAAAUGCGGAGUAGCUUUCUAAUUGUAUAAAUUAAAAUUUUUACUAA
Molecule: messenger RNA, 2648 nt
Organism: Nasonia vitripennis (jewel wasp)
Lineage: Eukaryota; Metazoa; Arthropoda; Insecta; Hymenoptera; Pteromalidae
Gene: DNApol-eta
Product: polymerase (DNA directed), eta
Exons: 7
Coding region: 181-2442 (753 amino acids)
Biological process (GO): error-prone translesion synthesis; response to radiation
Cellular component (GO): site of double-strand break; replication fork; nucleus
Molecular function (GO): DNA-directed DNA polymerase activity; damaged DNA binding
Source: RefSeq, marked validated